AUGCCGAAGUUCUUCUGCGACUACUGCGAUGUCUACCUCACCCACGACUCCAUGAGCGUGCGCAAAGCACACAACAGCGGUCGCAACCACCUGCGCAAUGUCAUAGACUACUACCAACAGAUCGGCCACGAGAAAGCCCAAUCAGUCAUUGACUCCAUCACCUCCUCCUACGCCGCCGAGGGCCAGGCCCACAACAACCCGAUGCUGCCCCAGAACCAGCCCGGCGGCGGCGGCUUCCCCCCGGCAGGCAUGCCCUUCCCGCCGCCCUUCCCCGGAGGCAUCCCUCCUCCAGGCUUCCCGGCCCUGCCAGGCGUCAACGGUGCCCCCGGCGCGGCGCCACCACCAGGCGGCUUCCCCUUCCCGCCACCCGUGCGCCCGGGCUCCAACUCGGCCUUCCCGCCCUUCCCGCCCCCAGGUGCAGCCGGCGCGCCCAACCUGCCGCCGAUGCCUAUCCCGCCGCCAGGCAGCGCUGGUCCGGGCGGCCUGCCGUUCCCUCCGCCUCCUGGUGGCCUGCCGUUCCCUCCCCCCGGUGCUGGAGGAGCCGGCGCGCCGCCGAAUUUCCCGUUCCCGCCUCCUGGUGGCUUCCCUGCUGGUAUGCCGCCUUUCAACCCUGCUGGCGGACCUCCUCCUCACCUGGGACCUCCGGGGGGCGAGGGAAGGUGA
Diaporthe amygdali is the source of this 663-nucleotide messenger RNA. Its product is annotated as U1 zinc finger. Gene Ontology annotation, biological process: mRNA 5'-splice site recognition; mRNA splicing, via spliceosome; spliceosomal snRNP assembly. Gene Ontology annotation, cellular component: nucleus; U1 snRNP. NCBI's taxonomy places the organism in Eukaryota, Fungi, Ascomycota, Sordariomycetes, Diaporthales, Diaporthaceae. Gene Ontology annotation, molecular function: pre-mRNA 5'-splice site binding; zinc ion binding. The record is from RefSeq and is a predicted model, not a curated record. The transcript is spliced from 3 exons. Bases 1 to 663 code for a protein of 220 amino acids.